Messenger RNA from Olea europaea var. sylvestris, 1199 nucleotides. RefSeq names its product cysteine-rich receptor-like protein kinase 3. The coding region runs from base 1 to 846 and encodes 281 amino acids. The transcript is spliced from 4 exons. Gene Ontology annotation, molecular function: ATP binding; protein kinase activity. Gene Ontology annotation, biological process: protein phosphorylation. Lineage: Eukaryota; Viridiplantae; Streptophyta; Magnoliopsida; Lamiales; Oleaceae. The record is from RefSeq and is a predicted model, not a curated record.
AUGAGUGAGCCAACUCUUUUGGGGAGAAUUUUCCCCAAAAAAAUUCAAGAAUCUCCUCCAUACAGAGGGAGAGAAGGUUUCAUCUGUUCACUUCUUCAUAUUGUAAACCCUAAGCAUUCAUCUACUCCUUUCAUUCCUAAGAAAAGACGUUCCCGGCUAAGUUGGGAAGAACGGUACAAAAUCGUAUUGGGUAUUGCUGAGGGUUUGGCUUAUCUUCACGAAGAAUCUAAGUUGAGGAUCAUACACAGAGACAUAAAAUUGAGCAAUGUAUUGUUAGACGAGGACCUCGCGCCAAAGAUUGCUGAUUUUGGUCUUGCUAGAUUAUUUCCAGAUGACAUGACUCAUAUCAGCACUGCUAUAGCUGGCACACUCGGCUACAUGGCUCCAGAGUACAUGGUUCGUGGAAAAUUGACAGAAAAAGUGGACGUUUAUAGUUUUGGAGUUCUUGUUAUUGAAGUUGUCCUUGGCACAAAGAAUUACGCCUUAUCUCUGAACUCUCACUCCAUCUUACAAAAGGUAUGGAACCUCUAUAGGGCAGGAAAAUUAAGUGAAGCAGUCGAUCAGUCGUUAGAAAAUAAGUUUCAAGAACACGAGGCGUUAAGAGUACUUCAAAUAGGUUUAAUCUGUGUACAGGCCUCUGCAGAACUUCGUCCAUCCAUGUCCCUUGUUGUGAAAAUGCUUACUGAAAACCACAAAAUUCCUCAGCCUAGACAACCACCAUUUCUCAAUUCCAGCAAUGCAGAAGUCAGUCAGUUUAAUCAGCCUGGCGUGUAUUUUUCUCUGCCUGAUUCUUAUACGCAAUAUUCUGGAAGUGAAACAGCAGAUAGUUUGGUCGUACCAAGAUGAAUACCUUCUUAUAUGUGCAUUACCAGGUACGCUACCAUAGGCUUGUGCUAUUAAGGAAAGCAACAGAGUACAAGACGGGCAUUAUCAUUUGUGGGAGAAUCGAGCAACUUUAGGAUAAUAUCAUUCGAGAAAUUCCAGGCUGUCUGUUCUGCAUUUUUCAAAUUACCCACCUUAAUCCAACUUCAUCUAGCUGCAUGCAUUCAGAUAGUUUAUUUUGUUUUUAUGUAAAAUGUUUCUUUACUGUGGAAUUAGUUUCCAAGCCAUAUGCUUUAUGCAGUUGCAGUAUACGGAUAAUUCAAAUGAGAACGCAUUAUUUGUAACUAAAACACUGCUCAACUGAUACCUUUCAGAUA